GCGUCUGCGAAGGCGCCGUUCCGCACCUGUCCCGGUCUGCGCAGGCGCUUUUCAGCAGGGUGAGCGGUCGGUUCCACUGGGUCCUAGCGGCCGCUGAUCCAUAGCCACGUCUCCCGGAAGCCUGAGCACGGGCAGCCCUAAGUAGGCUGCGGCCUGGUCGGAGCUGCUGCAGCUGUUGAGCCUCGGUUUCCCCUCCUAUGUUGCUGCUGGGCCGUGACUGAGGGUAAGCUGAGGAAGGAUAGGGGAGGAGAACAGCAUUAAAGCGUUGAUGGUGGGCUGGCUGAGAAAGGAGAGAAGGGUGAACAUUUGAUGUUCUAAUUCCGUAUCGUUUUCGUCUUUGACUCCCACAAUGUCUUGGUUUGCUGAGCUUGCCGGAAAGGCAGAGGACCUUCUCAACAGAGUAGAUCAAGGAGCCGCCUCUGCUUUAAGCAAGAAAGACUCUGCUGAUGGGGGGUCCUAUAGCAAUAGUCACUUGGAUGCUGUCAGUGAGUACCCCAAGCGGCACCACCAUCAGCAUCAGACGCUAUCCAAAUCGAGCUUUAUCUCAUCAGCAGCUGAUAACAUUAAGCACCAGAAAGCAACCAUUCUAGCAGGGACUGCAAAUGUGAAAACGACAUCCAGGACAUCUGUGGAACCUUUGCCUCCCACUGAAACAGUUUCCACACCCAGACCAUCUUCCCAGUUUGUGAGAAGGAAAAAAUCUGAACCAAAUGACGAACUUCUCUUUGACUUUCUGAAUAGCUCUGAAAAAGAACCGAACGGAAGAAUAGACCUCAAACUGGAGAAGAGCAAAGCAGCCCCUGCUCAGAAUCAUUCACGGACUUCGAGCAUUGGCUCUGUGUCAACAAGUUCCCAGAGUGUCAGAACUGGAGAAGAUGCUUCCCUGCAGAGUCAAAAUGAUACUCCCGACAGCAUCACUUCUGGCCUCGAGAAAGACAUGGAUGUUAAAAAAGAGUUACCACUAACUUCGGAAACAAACCCAAGUCCGGCGGCUAACGACAGCACGUCACAUGAGCUUUCCAAUCUCCGACUGGAGAAUCAGCUCCUGCGGAACGAAGUGCAGUCUUUAAACCAAGAAAUGGCCACGUUAAUACAGCGAGCAACUGAAACCCAGAAAGAACUGAACAAUGCCCGAGCAAGAAUUGAAAAGUGGAACGGCGACAAUUCAAAAAACGACCGGCUUGUUCGUGAACUUCAGGCUCGGGUGGAUGAUCUGACGGAAGCCGCCUCUGCCAAGGAUUCCCAGUUAGCUGUCCUGAAAGUGAGGCUACAGGAAGCUGAUCAGCUUCUGAAUUCGCGAACUGAAGCUCUGGAAACCCUGAAAACGGAAAAAACUCGAAUAAUACAGGAUAACUGUGAAGGAAACAGCUUACACAACCAAGCUCUUCAGACUCUUCAGGAGAGGCUACACGAUGCAGAAUCCACGCUCAAUCGGGAACAAGAUGGCUACAAACAGAUGCAGCAUGAGCUUUUAUCUCGCCUCAACAAAAUGGAAGUCGAACGUCAGGGCUUGGCAGAAGCUGUGACCGCAGCCGAGAGGAAGUGCACGGAGGAGAAGCGGAGAUCUGAGGAAUUUCAGCAACAAGUCAAAAUAGCCAAAGCCAACCUGGAGACUGCUAAACAAGAACUGGUGGACUACAAGCAAAAAGCUACACGCAUUCUCCAGUCUAAAGAAAAGUUGAUCAACAGCCUGAAAGAAGGCUCCGGCAUCGAAGGCUUGGACAGCCAAACAGCCAGCAUCAUGGAGCUGGAGGAGCUGAGGCAUGAGCGAGAGACACAGAAGGAGGAGACACAGAAGCUCCGGGCACAGCUGCAGCAGCUGAGGACGGAGCUCCAGGAUUUGGAAGCGCAGCAGAUAACCGAAGCGGAGUCCACCAGAGAUCAGAUGCAGGAUUUGCAGGACCAAAUCGCCAUGCACAGAACAGCCAAGCAAGAAGUGGAGGCUGAACUAGAGAGGCAGAAACAGGAGCUCCGCUACACUGAAGAAGAACUGUACCGGACAAAGAAUACAUUGCAAAGUCGAAUAUCAGACAGAGAAGAAGAAAUUCAGAAGCUGAGGAACCAGUUAACAAACAAAUCAUUGAGCAGCAGUAGUCAAUCUGAGCUGGAAAACAGGCUACAUCAGCUGACAGAAACACUAAUCCAGAAACAGACCAUGCUGGAGAAUCUGAGCACGGAAAAGAACUCCUUGGUUUACCAGCUGGAGCGAACAGAGCAGCAGCUGAAGGCUGUUCAAGGCAAUUCAGUGAACGGUCCCUCCAUUAAUAUGGCCGGAAUUGACAGCAGUGAAGGCGCUCGCAUGCGAAAUGUUCCUGUUCUUUUUAGUGAUGUCGACAUUAAUGCGGCAGGAAUGUAUGGCAGAGUCCGCAAAGCUGCCAGCAGUAUAGACCAAUUCAGCAUCCGAUUAGGAAUCUUUCUACGGCGGUAUCCCAUUGCACGGGUGUUUGUAAUCAUUUAUAUGGUGUUGCUUCACUGUAUGUGGGUCAUGGUGGUUCUGCUUACCUAUACUCCGGAGAUGCAUCAUGACAAUCCAAGCGGCAACUAAAACACAACCCUGGAACAGCACUUACCCUGAUGAUUAAUAAAGUUUUUACUGUUCAUGCAUUUAGAGCAACUAAUUCUCUGGAAGGGGAAAGCUUCGAAGAACAGGAGAACUGCCGCGUCUGUUCCACUGCAGCUCGGGCAAACUUAAAUUAUUUGGUAGACAUUCUGAUUUCCUCUCACUUCCACAAAGUAAAAGCAGUUUCCUUGAUAAAAAGGCUGCUUGAAUGAACUGUGUCCUCUGUUGCAUUUUUCAUUAUUCUCCCAUGGGUAUACACACAUCACAACAUGUACACCUGCAGAGUGUAGGUGUGCACACUGUAUUCUUGAUCCUAUAGGAAACUGGCUGUAAUCAGGGAAACUAAUUAUGCUUCGAAGCCGAAACAAAUCCUUAUUUUUUUUCCUGUAUUACAACUAUUUCUACACCUUUUAACCCUGUACAUAUAUAAAUCCAGUUUUUCUUUACCACAUACAUUUCUGGCAGAUCUGACGGCUGCUUGGUGGCAUUUAUCUUUUAUGUAAAUAGCUUUAAAAAGAGAAAUAAAAAAAAUAUAUUGCUUCA
Messenger RNA from Sphaerodactylus townsendi, 3103 nucleotides. RefSeq names its product golgin A5 (gene GOLGA5). Gene Ontology annotation, cellular component: Golgi membrane; Golgi cisterna. The record is from RefSeq and is a predicted model, not a curated record. The coding region runs from base 350 to 2545 and encodes 731 amino acids. The transcript is spliced from 13 exons. Gene Ontology annotation, biological process: Golgi organization; retrograde transport, vesicle recycling within Golgi. Lineage: Eukaryota; Metazoa; Chordata; Lepidosauria; Squamata; Sphaerodactylidae.